This is a messenger RNA of Loxodonta africana (African savanna elephant), 682 nucleotides long. It is a transcript of the gene RNASEH2C, whose product is annotated as ribonuclease H2 subunit C. Gene Ontology annotation, cellular component: ribonuclease H2 complex. Gene Ontology annotation, biological process: RNA catabolic process. Lineage: Eukaryota; Metazoa; Chordata; Mammalia; Proboscidea; Elephantidae. The record is from RefSeq and is a predicted model, not a curated record. Bases 59 to 574 code for a protein of 171 amino acids. The transcript is spliced from 4 exons.
GCGCGCUUUACGCGCCAGCUUUGGCCUCAGCCAGACACAGACUCGCGGCGACCGGAGGAUGGAGAGCGGCGAUGAGGAAGCCACCGAGAAGCACCGCAUCCACCUGCGCCCUGCCACGCUGCGCGACGCUGCCCCCGUCACGCUGCACUUACUGCCCUGUGAGAUCCUGGCUAACCGGCCCGCCCCCGUCGGGCGCUUCUUCACUCCGGCCAUCCGCCAGCGGCCCGCAGGGCUCGAGGUGUCGUUUCGGGGCCGCCUUCUGCGGGGCGAGAAGGUGAUGGUGCCCCGUGGCCUCGCGGGAUACGUGAUGGUGAUGGACGAGAAGGCAGAGGUGUUAGAAAGGAAAUACGCAUCGAGGGGUUCAAAGAACGACGACGAGAAAGAGCAGCAGGAGCGCCCGGAGCCAAUGGAGCGGGACUUCGACCGCUUUCUCAGGGCCACUGCCAGUUUUGCCAGCUUCCACCUGUGGGGCCUGGAGACCGUCCCCGGCCCGGACGCAAAAGUACGCGGGGCCUUGACCUGGCCCAGCCUCGCUGCAGCGGUGAGUAUUCACGCACAGGUGCCUGAAGACUGAGAACCAGAGCUUGGGACUGAAAGCCACUGAUCCCUGCACCCCACUGAACCAGCCCUGUACUUGAGAGCCACUGAUCCCAUCACCCCAAUAAAUGAGCUCUUCAAAGUG